UGUGUGGAGGGUUCAGCAGAGAGAAGCUCCGCAGCUGCACAGAGAGGACGCUUGCACCCUGUAACCAGCCAGCAACUGGUCUUUAAGGCACCAAAUAACACCACUUGGAUGGCAGAACUUCGCGAAGAGACCGUCGGCUGACCUGCUGAAGCCCAAGCCUCCCGGAGAGCCGGUGAAAGCCGCUGUGGUCCGACACACUCCCCCCCCCGCCCCGGUCCUGCAGAGAUGUCAGCUUUCUCUGAUGCGGCUCUAGAGAAGAAACUGUCCGAGCUCAGCAACUCCCAGCAAAGUGUGCAGACCUUGUCGCUGUGGCUCAUCCAUCACAGGAAACACUCCAAGGCUAUUGUGAAUGUGUGGUUCAACGAACUGAAAAAAGCUCAGACGUCACGCAAGCUGACCUUCCUUUACUUGGCCAACGACGUCAUUCAGAACAGCAAAAGAAAAGGACCAGAGUUCACCCAGGACUUUGCACCAAUCAUUGUGGAGGCCUUCAAACAUGUUUCCAGAGAUGGCGAGGAGGGCUGUAAGAAACAGCUGGGUCGGGUUUUAUCCAUCUGGCAAGAGAGAGCUGUUUAUGAGAACAACCUAAUUGAUCAACUAUCCCAAGUCCUGUAUGGAGACAAGAAAGCUAAGAAAAGGUCAUAUGAGGAGAUUCAUCCUGACGAUGAAGGCUUUGCAUCCCAGAGUUCCCCGACCGAGCCCCCACAGAUAGCAGAGCUAAUCCGAGCUCUGCAGGAGCUGGAGAAUGCAGCUUCUGGCGAUUUGGUGCUACGUCAGCGCAUCUCAUCCCUUCCUGCUGAGGUGCAGGACACGUCACUCCUUCACAGAAUCACAGAUAAAGAAUCUGGUGAGCGGCUCUCCCGGCUGGUGGAGGAGGCCUGCAUGCUGCUGGCAGACUACAGCGGCCGCCUGGCAGCAGAGAUUGACGAUAGGAGACAGCUCACCCGAACGCUAACCGUUUUCCUGCAAAGCCAGAAGGACGGCUUGGCCCAGAAUGAGCAGAAACUUGAAGAAUACAAGCGCAAGCUGGCGAGGGUGACGCAGGUCCGGAAGGAGCUCCGGUCUCGUCUGAACAAUCUUCCAGAAGGACAUUACAACUCGUCGAAAAAAUGAAGCAUCUACACUCCCUCCUGCUCCUAUAACGACCCAUAUUCUCCAUCAUGGGCCAUCAUGCCCGUCCACAGUCAUUUGUGGUCCUUGUUCUGUUUCUGCCAGAUUAUUUAUCCUUGUCAUUUGUGGAAAGAGAUACCCUCAACUGUCUCUAAUGUGAAAGAUUGUGGUUUAAUUUUACAGUCGGUCACUGUAAACCCAGAUGAAUAAUCACUUGCAGGACUUUUUUUUUUUUUAUUGUUGCUGCCAUUUAAGUUUUACAACUUUGAAUUGCUGUGGCUGGUGUGAUAUUUUUAUACUAAUAGUGAUCUGAGAUAACGCACCAGAAUAUCCAUCCCUUUAGUGUGAUCAUUCAUAAUUACAGUAUUUAGUUGGGUUUUUUAAGAUUGAAUUUACUAACUAGGCAUAUACACUUGUCUCAUUCUUGAUUAGAGAUCAGUCGAGCAGUUGUUGGAAUUGUAAUAAAGAGAACUUGGAUUUUUGGCAGAUAUGUGAAAUGCUAAAUUCCACUUUGCAAACUGUACAGGAUUAUUAUUUACAUAAAACCUCUUUGUGAAAGGAUUGUGUAACAUUUUGAUGAGUGUACAAGAUUUUAUGUAAAUAUGGUGGAGUUUACAUCUUCUCUUACUCAUGUGUUUAUGAUUUGUAUCUCGUGAUCUCUGUUCUUGGGUAUCUCAGACCUGCAGAAUACUAAUAAGUGAUGGAGUGUGUUCUCUUGUUUGCUAUAUUGUUUGCUUCAUAGUUUUGUCUAUUGAAUGCUGUGCAGAUGCCUCUCACAACACUGAAAAGUGCCCCAGUUUUCCAAAGCAAGCUAUUUGUUUUGUACAUAUGAAGCGAAUGCUUCUUAGAACCAAAUAAAUAUAAAAUA
Molecule: messenger RNA, 1978 nt
Organism: Cololabis saira (Pacific saury)
Lineage: Eukaryota; Metazoa; Chordata; Actinopteri; Beloniformes; Belonidae
Product: regulation of nuclear pre-mRNA domain-containing protein 1A-like
Exons: 7
Coding region: 226-1113 (295 amino acids)
Biological process (GO): mRNA 3'-end processing
Cellular component (GO): RNA polymerase II, holoenzyme
Molecular function (GO): RNA polymerase II complex binding
Source: RefSeq, a predicted model, not a curated record